Messenger RNA from Fonsecaea pedrosoi CBS 271.37, 1212 nucleotides. Its product is annotated as queuine tRNA-ribosyltransferase. The record is from RefSeq and is a predicted model, not a curated record. Gene Ontology annotation, cellular component: cytosol. Gene Ontology annotation, molecular function: tRNA-guanosine(34) queuine transglycosylase activity. The coding region runs from base 1 to 1212 and encodes 403 amino acids. Lineage: Eukaryota; Fungi; Ascomycota; Eurotiomycetes; Chaetothyriales; Herpotrichiellaceae. The transcript is spliced from 8 exons.
AUGUCGACCGCUACAAAACCCUCAGCGCUGACCUUUGAUCGCAAGGCCCGGUGUUCGACAUCCAAAGCCCGUGCCUCGACGCUGCAUUUGCCUCAUGGUCCAGUCGACCUGCCCAUUUUCAUGCCCGUCGCCACCCAAGCAUCUCUGAAAGGAUUGACCCCGGAACAAUUGGAAGAGACUGGUUGCAGAUUAUGUCUGAACAAUACAUACCACUUGGGAUUGAAACCUGGCCAAGCGGUGCUUGACACGAUUGGCGGUGCCCAUAGAUUACAAGGAUGGAAUUACAAUAUCCUGACGGACAGUGGCGGUUUUCAAAUGGUUUCAUUGCUCAAGCUGGCAAAGAUCACCGAGGAAGGCGUGCGCUUUCUCAGCCCCCAUGAUGGCAGUCCAAUGCUCCUCACUCCUGAGCAUUCAAUGUCUCUUCAGAAUUCCAUCGGCUCAGAUAUCAUGAUGCAGCUUGACGAUGUCAUUCAGACGACAUCGCCUGAUCAUGCCCGGAUGAAGGAGGCCAUGGAACGCUCUAUCCGCUGGCUCGACAGAUGCAUAGUUGCACACAAGAACCCUGAGACACAGAACCUAUUUUGCAUCAUUCAAGGCGGUCUCGAUCUAGACGUGAGGCGACAGUGCUGCGAGGAAAUGGUCAAGCGGGAUACCCCAGGCAUAGCUAUCGGUGGUUUGUCUGGCGGAGAAGCCAAGUCAGAUUUCUGCAAAGUCGUCGAUACAUGCACCAGCCUCCUACCUGACCAUAAGCCAAGAUACGUCAUGGGUAUUGGUUAUCCAGAAGAUAUCGUUGUCGCCGUAGCUCUCGGAGCAGAUAUGUUUGAUUGUGUGUGGCCCACACGAACGGCACGUUUUGGCAACGCGAUCACCUCCAACGGCGUCCUGAACCUCAAAAAUUCUCGGUAUGCUCAUGACUUCGGACCUGUCGAGCAAGGCUGUACCUGCACCUGCUGUCGUCCCAAAGAGGAUGGAGGGUUGGCCAUCACGAGGGCGUACAUCUACCACCUCGCUGCGAAGGAGACUGUGGGGGCUCACUUACUGACGAUGCACAACGUACAUCACUUGCUUUCCCUGAUGCGACGAAUCCGCACGGCCAUAAUAGAUGACCAAUACCCCUCAUUCUGCAAGCAAUUCUUUGCAAAUUAUUUCAAUGGCCAGUCUCCCCCGGGAUGGGCGGUCGAGGCGCUCCAGGGAGUGGGCAUCGAGAUAUGA